UACCUUCCACACGUUUUACUUUGUGGCCACAAUGUGCAUACUUUUUUUGAUUGUUACUUUCAUGACACAGCAAAUUGUUUCUAUAGUCUUUAUAAAGGUCAUUUAAAAUGACAUGCGCAGUAAGUCAAAGUCUUCCUGUGCUAGGAAAUUUGAAAAAACAAAAGUGUAGAGAAAAGCACAAAGAUUACUGAAUCUGAACAUCUAUAGAGGUGUUAGCAGUUGGUCUGUUUCCUUCCAAUCACAUACAGAUUAUAACUAAUGGGUAAAGAACCUCCAUACUGUCAACAGACCACACCGUCUUCUAAAAUCGCUUCAGCAGUGAGGAUCCUCUGGAAUAGAUCUUGUUAGUCGCGAGGUGGUAUUCUCCCAGCGGCGAGCUAUGAGAAGUGGAAUCACCAGAUGUAGUCAUUCCUGACAGAACUGCCGCUUCCUCGUGUGGCUGGGACGCUGACCUGGGUGGCAGGCCGGUGGCGUCGGGACCCAGCACGCACGCUAAGUCUGAGCUGCACUCUGCUCCUGUAAGAUACUAGUAACUUGAGGUAGCUGUCCAGAUUCCAGGCAGUAGUGAUUUUGUGUCUGCGUAUUGAUCACGGGGUCCGCGGCGGGACCGCAGGGGCUGUGUCCGACGUCCCCAGACCUCUAGCAGGGUCCGGAGCGAUGAACAUCUUCCAUAAACUUAACCUCCGGGCGCUCAGUCCCUGGUUCUUACUUCAGUCCUCUUAGCCCCAUAGGUUCUGGUACCCGGGGGUCUUUCCUAAGAAAAAGGCACAUCUCUCGCACAUUUAACUGUCCGUCUGGUCUUUAACUUCAGGCGCGCCAGGACCCAAGGUUCUUCCGAGCCGCAGCUCCGCUCCCGAGCCGGGAACUUCCCAGAGCAUUGGCCCGGCCUCCGGGCGCGGGGGACAGCCUCGGGAGGAUGGGACUCCGGGCGCCGCGCGCGGGCCGAGGACAGCCGGGCUUGGGAGGUCCUGCCCGCCGCCUCGCGUUCUCCCGGCCACUGCCACCCCGCGCAUCCGGAGCUGCCGCAGACACGGCCGGGCCCAGAGCCCCACGCCCCCGGCCCGCCCCUAGCGGCCGCUUGUUUACUCCCCGGCGCAGCCUAGUCCGACCUUGGGGCCCGCCCCCGCCCACCGCCUAUUGGCCAAAGAAGCGCGAAGACCGGCAACGAUUGGUCCUGGGAGGCGCGGGGCGAGCGGGGUAGGCUGCGCGAGAGGCCGAGAGGGGGCGGCGGGCGAUGGCGGCGGCGGCAGCGGCGGCGGGUCUGUUAGGCUGGUUGUUCGCCGCGCUCUGCCUGGGCAACGCCGCGGGGGACGCCGCGCCGGGCCCGCGAGUGCUGGGCUUCUGUCUGGAGGAGGAUGGCGCGGCGGGCGCGGGGUGGGUACGCGGAGGGGCGGCGCGGGACACGCCGGACGCCACCUUCCUCCUGCGCCUCUUCGGCCCGGGUUUCGCCAACAGCUCUUGGUCCUGGGUGGCCCCCGAGGGGGCGGGCUGCCGGGAGGAGGCGGCCGCCCCCGCGGGCGAGUGGCGCGCGCUGCUGCGCUUGCGCCUGCGGGCCGAGGCCGUUCGCCCGCACUCGGCGCUGCUGGCGGUGCGCGUGGAGCCGGGUGGCGGGGCGGCAGAGGAGGCGGCGCCUCCCUGGGCUCUGGGCCUGGGGGCGGCCGGGCUGCUGGCGCUGGCAGCGUUGGCGCGCGGCCUGCAGCUGAGCGCGCUGGCGCUGGCGCCGGCGGAGGUGCAGGUGCUGCGCGAGAGCGGCUCGGAGGCGGAGCGUGUGGCGGCGCGGCGCUUGGAGCCCGCGCGUCGCUGGGCCGGCUGCGCCUUGGGCGCGCUGCUGCUGCUGGCCAGCCUGGCGCAGGCGGCGCUGGCGGUGCUGCUGUACCGCGCGGCCGGCCAGCGUGCGGUGCCUGCUGUGCUGGGCAGCGCGGGGCUCGUGUUCCUGGUGGGCGAGGUGGUGCCGGCCGCCGUGAGCGGUCGCUGGACGCUGGUGCUGGCGCCACGCGCCCUCGGCCUCAGCCGCCUGGCGGUCCUGCUCACUCUGCCCGUGGCGCUGCCCGUGGGGCAGCUGCUGGAGCUGGCUGCGCGGCCCGGGCGGCUGCGGGAACGGGUGCUGGAGCUGGCGCGCGGCGGCGGCGACCCCUACAGCGAUCUCAGCAAGGGCGUGCUGCGCUGCCGGACUGUGGAGGACGUGCUCACGCCCCUCGAAGACUGCUUCAUGCUGGACGCCAGCACCGUGCUGGACUUCGGCGUCCUGGCCAGCAUCAUGCAGAGCGGCCACACGCGCAUCCCCGUGUACGAGGAGGAGCGCUCCAACAUCGUGGACAUGCUCUACCUCAAGGACUUGGCCUUCGUGGAUCCCGAAGACUGCACGCCGCUCAGCACCAUCACUCGUUUCUACAACCAUCCGCUCCACUUCGUCUUCAACGACACCAAGCUGGACGCUGUCCUGGAGGAGUUCAAGCGAGGGAAGUCCCACCUGGCCAUCGUGCAGAAGGUGAACAACGAGGGUGAGGGUGACCCCUUCUACGAGGUCCUGGGCCUGGUCACCCUGGAGGACGUGAUCGAAGAGAUCAUCAGGUCUGAGAUCCUGGACGAGUCUGAAGACUACCGUGAGUCCAGACUCUUGGCAGUUACGUCUCCGCUGGGCCCGCACACUUCCCCAGGAGACACUGUGGUGAGGAGGAAGCCUGCUUCUCUGAUGGCCCCUCUCAAGCGGAAGGAGGAGUUCUCCUUGUUCAAGGUGUCUGAUGAUGAAUAUAAAGUAAAAAUCUCGCCUCAGCUGCUCUUGGCCACCCAGCGCUUCCUGUCCCGAGAAGUGGAUGUGUUCAGCCCACUACGCAUCUCUGAGAAGGUCCUGCUGCACCUGCUGAAGCAUCCCAGCGUCAACCAGGAAGUGAGGUUUGACGAGAGCAACCGCCUGGCCGCACACCACUACCUAUAUCAGCGCAGCCAGCCGGUGGAUUACUUCAUUCUCAUCCUGCAGGGCAGGGUUGAAGUGGAGAUCGGGAAAGAGGGUCUGAAGUUCGAGAAUGGGGCCUUCACAUACUAUGGAGUGUCGGCGCUAACGGUGCCAUCCUCAGUUCACCAGUCCCCGGUGUCCUCGCUCCAGCCCAUCCGCCAUGACCUGCAGCCCGACCCAGGUGACGGCACGCGUUCGUCUGCGUAUUGUCCCGACUACACCGUGAGGGCGCUCUCUGACCUGCAGCUCAUCAAGGUUACGCGGCUGCAGUACCUCAACGCACUCCUGGCUACCCGAGCCCAGAACCUGCCACAGUCCCCUGAGAACACCGACCUGCAGGUUAUGCCAGGCAGCCAGACCAGGCUCCUUGGUGAGAAGACCACCACAGCAGCAGGGUCCAGCCACAGCAGGCCCGGCAUCCCGGUGGAAGGCAGCCCUGGGCGGAACCCAGGGGUGUAACUGCUCACUAGGCAGCCCCAGAUCUGGGGAACAGAUGAGCACGUGGGGAGCUGGAGUGAGCUGAGCAGAAGCUUCGUGCCCGCCUGCCCCCAUCCCCUCCAGGCCACGUUUUAGAUGGCCCUUGUAGAUGCGGUCCUGGGUGUCCUCAGAACUAGACAUCAAUGCCUGGAUCCUUCAGCCGGCCCUGCCCUCAUUUAGGAGACAGGAGUCACCAGGGCACAGCCCUCCAGGCCCGCGUCAGGAAGGAAUGAAAGGAAUGCCGUCAUCUCUAGUCCCCAGGGCCCAGCUUUCCCCUUCUCCCCCGAGGCUGGGACCGUGUGGCACGUUCAGAGUCAGACCUCUUCGGGCGGAGCCACCUUGUGAGUGCAGCUGCUGUCUUUCUGUGGCGUGACCUGUACUCGUUUGCUUUUAAUUUGCCACCCCGUCGCUGCUGGCAGCACUUUCUGAGCAGGCUGAGCGCGCCCAUUUUGGCUGGGGGUUCAAAUCGAUGGCUUUGUCCAUGGCGUCCUUUCUGGCUUCCCUAACGGUGUCAUGUUUCAGAGCAUGUGCCCCAGCCUUUCCCAUGUGCCAAACCAGAAGCUCCACUGCCCGUAGGCUGUCCCUGUAGCCCUGCACCCUCCCUGGAGGCUGCUUUUCUGAUCCUGACAGCUGGCCUAGUGGUGCUGAGGGCUCCUAUCUGCUUCUCUGCCCACCUCCUGAGCGUUGUCAGUUCCUGUGUUCUGAGAAGAGGUCACGCCUGGGAGGAAGGGAUCAUCAUGCUGCAUCGAAUCCUGUCUCCACUGUGUGGCCCCUGGGAGAGUAGCUGCCUGUUGCACCUCCUCCACACGUCUCCACGGCCUCCCUGCAGGUGCUGUGUGGCUGUGAUGUGCCGAGAGCAGCGAGGGAGGGUUUAUGAACCAGGUGGAUCCUCUUUAAAAAAAAAAAAGAUCAGUUUUUGUUGUAUCUCUAGAACAUUUCAAGUCUUUUCUUCGUUUUUUUCUGUUCCUAGCUGUGGGGUUUUAGAGAAGUGGGAACAGGAAGGCAUUUGUCUUUUUCUUCUAAUUGACUACAUUUUCCUUCCGUAGUUCUCCAGCUGUGUGGAAACGGGCAUAGGAUCAUAGAUUGGGUAGGGAGGGAGGAGGAUUUCUGGAACUUUUCUCAAAGGAAUUUGGACCCUUAAAAAUGAGACUGAAGGUGAAUGAAAAGAACAGUGGUAUGCUUGCUUAGAUGCUGUCCUCAAGGAAUCAAAUCUGAGAGCAAGCCCGGUUUGGAAACGGAUGCAUUAAAA
Rhinopithecus roxellana (golden snub-nosed monkey) is the source of this 4679-nucleotide messenger RNA. It is a transcript of the gene CNNM3, whose product is annotated as cyclin and CBS domain divalent metal cation transport mediator 3. Lineage: Eukaryota; Metazoa; Chordata; Mammalia; Primates; Cercopithecidae. Gene Ontology annotation, molecular function: transmembrane transporter activity. The record is from RefSeq and is a predicted model, not a curated record. Gene Ontology annotation, biological process: magnesium ion homeostasis; transport. Bases 1235 to 3412 code for a protein of 725 amino acids. The transcript has 8 exons. Gene Ontology annotation, cellular component: plasma membrane.